CGUCACGUGUAUUUCCUCGUCACCAUCCACGACGUCCGCCCUCAACCGGUGCCACGCCCUAUAGCCCAUUGCUGGCGGCCAACCACCCUCCCUCGACUUCAUACUCGCUCUUUUAAUCUCCACAAUGUCAUUCUUAACCAAGCUUUUUCGAAAAAAAGAUGACGAGGACUACGAUUCUAUUCUAUCUAAAAUAGCGAUGGACAUCCAGAAGCGUCAAGUGAAGCUCUCGGAAAUUCGCCUUAGAGAACGGAGGGCGACUCUACUGGUGACGUUGUACACGUUGGCAGGCUGGGCGGCGUAUGUUGCGUUGUGGUACACGCGUGUCUUGCCUGGGAGAUAUACUGGUGGGACGGUCCAGAGAGCGGUACGAGGUGUACCUGUUGUAUUGGGCCCAAUCGUCAUCCUCUUCAUCCGCCGGAUCGUACAAAUAUGGUAUACUCGUAUUGGCGAUGCUGAAGAGAAAACACUUCAACAGUUGUUGAAGCAACAACGAGCCAAAGUCGAAGAAAUAAAGAAGAAAACCAAUUACUAUUCAACACGCGAUCUCCUUCAACGUUACGAUGAACAAAGCUCACCCUCGACUCCACUUCGUCAAAGGACGCCUCAGCAACGAGCACAGGCUGCCACUCCAGCCCAAACACCCCAACAGCCUCGUUUGAAUGUGCCCUCGAACGGGCGACUCCAAACUCCACUUUCGACCGGUCUUCAAACACAGUUGUCCCCUGUCUUGUCACCUCCUGGGCCACCGCGAAAGCAAUGGUUCGACAAGCUCGCGGAUGUCGUUCUAGGAGACGAAGACCCCGCACGGUUCGCUUUGAUUUGCGAAAAGUGUUUUUCCCAUAACGGUCUGGUGAAAGAAAGUGUUUGGGAGGACACUCAAUAUGUCUGUCCAAAUUGCAAACACUUCAAUCCUUCCAGACGUUCGAAGAAGCAGGUAUCCUCCUUACCGGGCUCAUCUUUCCCCUCGCCAGCCUCCAUGAGAACCGUACCAGAUGCGGGCACCAAGCCUAUUCGGAAUCCAACGCCACAAUCACCCCUAAAGCCCUCGGAGGAUCAAGUAGCUGACCGAAGUAUGAUGGAUAUGGAUGUGGAAGAUUCUUAGGCGUAAUGGAAUGCUCUUACAGCGCGGGUAGGUGAAUACGAGGUGUCACUACAUUCGAUUUAUGAACGUAAAAUACUUCGGAAUCGUAGUCAAGUCGAGCAUCUUUCUUGAUUGUCAACUUGACAUCUGUCAACCGGACUACUACUAGUAUACAUAUGUUGUAUUUACGUUUAUUAUAAGUACUCGUGAUUUCUACAAUACUGCUCGAAUAGUAGAUCCACACACAAUUUGGAACUUCAUGAUCAAUGGAACUUUCGUCCAACGCUCU
Molecule: messenger RNA, 1370 nt
Organism: Marasmius oreades (fairy-ring Marasmius)
Lineage: Eukaryota; Fungi; Basidiomycota; Agaricomycetes; Agaricales; Marasmiaceae
Exons: 6
Coding region: 125-1102 (325 amino acids)
Biological process (GO): endoplasmic reticulum tubular network organization
Cellular component (GO): endoplasmic reticulum tubular network
Source: RefSeq, a predicted model, not a curated record